UAGUCAUUCAGUGCGGAAUGACAAGAUGGCUGCCUCCAUACACAUGUGAAUAAAACAUUUUUCAAACGUCAAAUUUCUAAAGUUCAUUGAUUUACCACCAUGGGGGAAUUUAGAGUUCAUCACAUUAGAUUUUUCGAGUGGACACCCCAGCCAGUGCAGUGUUUGGCUUACAACAAAUCGCAACAGAAACUUGCAUUGUCAAGGUCAAAUGGCGGCAUUGAGAUAUGGGAUCUUACAGAUGACUGGUACCUUGAAGAUGUAGUCCCUGGCAAGGAGGGCAGGUCUGUGGAGGGACUGGUGUGGCAGGGAAACCGAUUAUUUACUGCUGGUCUCCAUGGAAACGUGACUGAGAUUGACCUGGUUGCUCUACAAACUAAGUUGAGUUGUUCGUCAAAUGCGGGUCCGAUUUGGUGUCUUACAUCAAACCCAUCAGGCUCUCGUCUUGCUGCCGGGACAGAGGAAGGCUGUGUCGUCUUGUUCAACACUGAGGAUGGGGCUUUAGAAUACCUCUCUAGGUUUGACUCCCAGGAGAGUCGAAUCCUGUGUCUGUGUUGGCAUCCGACUGAGGACCUGAUAGUGACAGGUGGAAUCGACAACAUCCGUCUGUGGAGCGUGUCGUCUGGACGGGCCGUACAGAGAAUGACACUGGCUAGACAGGACAAAAACAAGGAGACAGUCGUCUGGUGUGUCGCCUUCUUGAGUGACAUGACGAUUGUGAGUGGGGAUUCCCGGGGUAAAACCAGCUUCUGGAACGGCCGACACGGAACUGUCAUCAAGAGUAUUAGCAGCCACAAGUCAGAUGUAUAUUGCCUCGGGGUCGACCCCAGUGAGACCAUGGUAGUAUCGUCAGGUGUAGACUCCAAGGUCGUGCAAUUCAGUUAUGUUGCGGAGCGAGAAAACAGCGAUUGGCGCGACUGGGUGCCAACAUUCUUACACAACCAGCAUACACACGACGUCCGUGCCAUCCAGGUUAUAGACAACCAAGUUGUGACUGGAGGUGUGGAUACAAACCUGAUAUUGUACAGCAUAAAACGGCACAUAACACAGAAACCAAAGAUGAAGGAGAGAAAUCAGUGGCGACGUAUACCAUCUCUUCCUCAGAAGCCGCUGGUUCACGUUGCAGGGAAGGAGAAUGUCGUAAUGUUACAGUACCCGAAUUAUCUUGAAGUGUGGAGGCUUGGAUAUACUGACAAAAGUGGAGUGAAUGGUGAUAUAUUAUCCCUGACAUCCAACCCUAUAAAGCUGAUUCAACUGAAGACGAAAGGAGGAUCACCUGUUUACUGUAGCGCGCUCGCUCCGACGGCAAAAGUGCUCGCGUACUCAGAUGGCGAAACUGUGCGCACCUACACGAUUACCAUGGAAAAUCUGAAGAGUAUUCAACCGGAGGUGAGCAUGUGCCGUAUCCAGGGCGACACAAACCGGGGAGCAGAUGGCGCUCACUGUAUGUGCUUCCUGUCAGACGGGGAGAGGCUUGUUACCGUGACAACAUCGUCUAGACUGCAGCUCCUGGGUCUAGAGUCUGGCAAAGUUACUGUGGAACAUACGUUUCCGGCAUUGUCUGAGAGUUACCAUCUGUUGUGUGCGAGUUCCGAUGAUAGGUACGCAGCAGCUGCGGACCACGCGUGCAACGUGCACAUCUACAGUCUCACCAGUAAACAGCACGUAUGUAGCGUUCCACACAUGACUAGUCAGGUGACUGCUCUUGCCUUCCACCCUGACGGCACGCAGCUCGUUAUGGCAUAUGCCAACCAGAAGAUCGUCGAGUUUGAUGUAGAUGAGGAGCAGUAUAGCGAUUGGACACGGGCAAACAUGCAGAAAUUCAUGCGGUCUUGGCUUACACGACGUUCCAAAAUCACCAACAUCGCCUACAACCCAUCCAAUACAUCACAAAUCGUCUUCAAUGACGAACAGUUGUUCUGUAUACUCGACAAGACACAGAAAUUCCCAGACUCUGGUAUCUCAUGGCAGCGACUGUGUUCACCAAACCCUGACCACCCCUCCGCAUUUCACCUGUGUAAAAACUACAAGUUUCUGCUACAGUUGACCCCGUUGCCAGACAACUGGCUGGUUGCCGUGGAGAGGCCCCCACUGGACAUGUACAGCUCCCUGCCAGAGGCACUCAAGCGGAAAAAGUUCGGCACAUGAUGGGGGACCUUCGUUGUAUUGGAAAUAUAUAUAUAUGGACCAGUAUGAUAUGCCUCUGAAUUAAAGGCAUUUAAGUAAAGAUUCGCAUCAGAUUCAAAGUGGAAGUGGUUAAUUUACAUCAAAAAAUAUACUGGUAAUAUAAAAAUAAAAAAACUGAUGAAUUGGUUGGGAAAAAAAAUGUUGGUGAAAUGAUGAUGGUCUUCAAAGAAAAUCAAGAACGGUUGCAUCAGUUUAAUCUAGCUUAUCUAUUCUGAUUUUUAAGAAAAAAGUUGAGAUUUUGUCAUAGCCUCGCUGUUAACAUUGGCCUGCCAAAACUUAAACUGAACAUGGGCAUCAAGUUUCUUGAGAAUAUAAUCAUUAUACUUAGGUAACGCUUUUUUGGGGGGAAAAGCUUAUAAUUAAUAACCACUAUCUCAAAAUCUGUUCAAAAAUAUUCUCAUGAAACUUUAUGCACAUGUUACCAAUGAGAUUAUAUACAUGAUUAGCAGAGUCCAUAAAUCCAACAUAAACUUUUGUUUCACAAGCCAUCUGUCUCUAGAUUGAUAGAAAAAACAACAACAGAGGAGUAAAUUGACAUUUAUACAGCGCUCUUAGUGAACGUUAGCAAAAGAAUAGUAAUAAAAAAAUGAAGUUUUAGAUGUGCAUGAAUAUCACUUCAAAAUUGGUUGUUCAUUAUAAAAAAAACACAGGAAAUUAUGUUUUAAACCUUGUUGUUUGUGACAUAGUUAUUUUGAAGUCUGAAAAUUAUAUAUUUGAUUAAAUCUAUAAA
This is a messenger RNA of Mya arenaria, 2914 nucleotides long. Its product is annotated as U3 small nucleolar RNA-associated protein 4 homolog. NCBI's taxonomy places the organism in Eukaryota, Metazoa, Mollusca, Bivalvia, Myida, Myidae. The transcript is spliced from 17 exons. Gene Ontology annotation, molecular function: RNA binding; protein binding. The coding region runs from base 100 to 2145 and encodes 681 amino acids. Gene Ontology annotation, biological process: maturation of SSU-rRNA from tricistronic rRNA transcript (SSU-rRNA, 5.8S rRNA, LSU-rRNA). The record is from RefSeq and is a predicted model, not a curated record. Gene Ontology annotation, cellular component: small-subunit processome; t-UTP complex; 90S preribosome.